GCUAACUCCUUGUUUUUUCAUUGUGUGGACAAGCUGCUGUUUCCAAACCUCUUUGUGGCACUUGCACAACAUUCUUGCCAUUAUUUUGCUUGCAGGGAUCCUUUAACUUUACAUACUGCAGAUCUGGAGGACCAAGCUGCUACCCUGUCUUUUGCACCUACUGUUACUCCUCACUAUCGAUCUUCCCCAAAGAAGUUAUCCCAGGAGGAGAGAUACAAAGAUAGGUCUCCAGUGCACUCGCUGUUAACUGCUCCGCUAGAUGACCUGAAGGCUGUUCCUGGUACCUCCACAGACCACAAACCAUCUGUGAGGGGGACUAGCUCACUAGAAGCUGCAGGUGCUGCCACAGUCACCCAGAAAAGUGUAUCCUUCAGUCCCAGUUCUUCUUCUCAGCCUGUGGAAACCAGUGGGCGCACUUGCAGAAAGCUACAGAACAAGAUGGAAAGCCUGCAAAGUCUGGUUGAAACUUUACAGCUGAAAAACCAAGCAAUGUCUUCAAUGAUCAGAAGUCAAGAAAAGAAGAUAGAGAAAGUGAAGGAAAAGGAGAAGAGGCUAACAAAAUGAAGAAACUCUGUGAGGUUGUGAUCAUUUGACUGUGUAGAUUGUGCCUUGUUAAAUGUGUUAUUUAAAUUAUAUUAUCCUUUAAAAGAGUAAUAAUAAAGGUUCUCAGUUUUGUAACUUGUGUCUUGGACUAGAAUAAUUUUUGCAGUCUACAAUUCUAGAGGAACAGGAAGUACAAGACAUAAGUAUAGAGGUUUGGUAUUAUUCAUUGUUGUACAUUUGGAAUAAAUGCAUGCUUCAUGUGGUAAAGCCAAGAAAAGAUUUUGCUGGUGACCCCAAACAAGUCCCAAGAUCUUAUGCCCCACCCCAUUCCACAUUCCAAGUCUGCUAAAUUUAUUCUCACCAGGAGGGAGGGGAAAGUUGUGGAAUCUCCAUCCUCAGAGCUUUUUAAGAUCUGGCUAGACCAGGCUUGUCCAACAUGUGGCCCGCCAAGGCAUUUUCUGUGGCCCACGGUGCUGCGUUCCCGCCCCUUGUCCCUCCCCUAGCCCCUCUGUAGCUUCCUAAUGGCUGCUGAAGGACUGGGGAAGGGACAAGGUUCCCACACACGCUGCGUCAGCGCGGCCCGGCUGGAUCCCUCGCGGGGCCGGACCCCUCCCUGGCCGGUGGCACUAGCUGCGGCUGCUGAAUG
Messenger RNA from Alligator sinensis (Chinese alligator), 1189 nucleotides. RefSeq names its product coiled-coil domain containing 158 (gene CCDC158). The record is from RefSeq and is a predicted model, not a curated record. Lineage: Eukaryota; Metazoa; Chordata; Crocodylia; Alligatoridae. The annotation marks the transcript as partial. The transcript is spliced from 5 exons.